Messenger RNA from Nasonia vitripennis (jewel wasp), 3131 nucleotides. RefSeq names its product sex comb on midleg (gene Scm). Bases 1 to 2097 code for a protein of 698 amino acids. Gene Ontology annotation, biological process: regulation of DNA-templated transcription. Gene Ontology annotation, cellular component: nucleus. The transcript has a single exon. NCBI's taxonomy places the organism in Eukaryota, Metazoa, Arthropoda, Insecta, Hymenoptera, Pteromalidae. The record is from RefSeq and is marked provisional. Gene Ontology annotation, molecular function: zinc ion binding; protein binding.
AUGUCCACACCUCAGUCAGAGGCACGGAGUCGUGGACGACCUCCGAAAUUGAGAACCGUGUGCACCUGGUGCGGUGAAACAAAGUUACCUCUAAAAUAUGUUCUGCCUACGCAGCAUGGCAAAAAAGAAUUUUGUUGUGAAACUUGCUUAGCAGAGUUUCGUAAAGCCUACGUUCGUGGAGCUUGUGUACAGUGUGACAAUGUUAUACGGGGAACACCAGUCAGGCUGGAGCAAAGAAACGAGCCUCCAAAAGACUUCUGCUCCUCGAUGUGCCUGAACAGGCAUCAGAAGAAGGAAACUCAAGAAGAACCCAAAAAGGUUAGCGAGGAGCAGCCGCUGAUUGCAACAUCCCCAGUGCCAAAUUCUAAUAACAAACAGCUUAACGCUCAAAAUCAUCCAGCCUCCACGUCAAGUGGUUCCUUUCAAUAUGAGACUUAUCAAACCUUUGAUUGGGAUUCAUACUUGAAAGAAACCAACAGUACCGCAGCGCCUAUCGAGUGUUUUAAGCAACAUGAAGAACCACCCACAAAUGAAUUUCAGAUUGGGAUGAAACUUGAAGCAUUAGAUCCUCGUAAUGUAACCUCUACUUGUAUAGCUACCGUAGUGGGACUACAUGGCCCAAGGUUGAGAUUGAGAUUGGAUGGAUCAGAUAAUAAGAAUGACUUUUGGAGAUUAGUGGAUAGUAAUGAAAUUAAUCCAAUAGGUCAUUGUGAAAAGUCUGGUGGUAUGUUACAACCACCACUUGGUUUUCGCAUAAAUGCCUCUGGAUGGCCUAUGUUUUUAUUGAAAACCCUUAAUGGAGCAGAAAUGGCUCCAGCUAAAGUAUUUAAACAUGAACCGAAAACACCCCGUUGGAACAUGUUUCAAGUUGGGCAAAAGUUAGAAGCCAUAGAUAAGAAGAAUCCUCAAUUAAUCUGUACAGCAACUAUUGGCGCUGUAAAGGAUGACUCAAUACACAUAACAUUUGACGGUUGGAGAGGAGCCUUUGAUUACUGGUGUAAAUUUGAUUCCAGAGAUAUUUUUCCUUGUGGAUGGUGCGCAAAAAGUGGCCAUCCAUUGCAACCACCAAGAGCAAAAUCAACAGGACCGAACCGUUUUAAGUCAAGGACGAGCAAUGUACUUCCAGUUAUGGCUGUAUCUGGAAGUGGAAGUGGAAGAGAGCCAGCCGUGGCCUUAGUAAGUCCUGCAGGUUCAAGCGCACCACCACAGCCAGCAACAGAGCCAGAUACAAGUACAACUAGUAAUAAAACAGUAUCUAUUGAAAAUAUCAAUUUUUACGUCAAUCACAAUUGUUCAUGCGGCCCCUAUUUUGAUCCAAGAAAAGUUAAAGCAUUGCCUGCUCAGUUUAGCGGACAAGCACAGUCAGUUAUUAAAGAUAUCUUUCAAGCAUUUUUAAUGGCAGCUAUAAGUCCACGGCAAAUAUUAAGUUUGUUCAAGCGUGGUGAAGGGGAAAGUAUUACUUUAACUAUUGAAAGUAAGCCAACUACUGUUGUAUUACCUGUGUUUAUGGAAGAAGAAGACUUGUAUGUGUAUAUGAGAAGACAACUAGAAGAUCUGUGUGCAUGUGAACAUAUGUUAUCAAAGAAAAAAGAAACAUGUAAAAAGUGUCCAGUUGGCCAUCAAAACUUUGUGAAUAGAGAAGAGUUAAGCAAUGGCACAGCAGAAAAAAGGAGAUGGUCAGCAGAAAAUCAAGAAAAUCCAACGACUACACAGCAACCUCAAGUACAAAAGAAUCCCGAGCCACCUGCGAGUCAGCAUCCUGUGGUGGAGCCAACGCCAGCUAAGCAGCCCAAGAAAUCUGGUCCUGAAUUUGAAGCAGCUACAUCGACCACACAGAAUGAAAAUCCAAUACAACGAGUGCAGUCGGUUGAACCAGCUGAAUGGACUAUCGAAGAUGUGAUACAAUACAUAGCUAUGACUGAUCCUGCCUUAGAGCAGCAUGCCGACCUUUUUAGGAAACAUGAAAUUGAUGGAAAGGCUUUACUACUUUUGAAUUCCGAUAUGAUGAUGAAGUAUAUGGGAUUAAAGCUUGGGCCAGCACUAAAAAUUUGUAACUUGGUUAAUCGUAUUAAGGGUAGACGGCAUUUAAUACUGUGAUUAUCUCAUUCGCACAUGAAGUUGUAAAUCUACCGAGACCUGCAUAGUUUUUUGCAACUUAUCAUAUUAUGUUUGAUCUUUUUUCAGUUUUGUUGAAUAUGUACCUUAAAGAAAGAUGUACAGUUAAAAUCGCAUCAAAAGUGAAUUUUCGAAAUUCUCAUAUAGUGAAAAAUAGUUAUAUUCACUAGUCACAUGUAGCUAUUUUGAGCAGUACAUAUUUCUUGAUUGUUUGUAUAAAAAUUAAUAAUAAAAAAUGUUUGCCAUUUCAAAUUUGUACACUUAAAACUGGAUUUCUUAAAAUAUGAACUAAUUUUUUUUGCAACUUUUACAAUUUAUUAGUAAUAAUGUUUUUUUAUAUUGUUAUUAUACACUUAAGCUAGAAAUGAUUUAAUAAGUGUUUCACAUGCAAAAGAAUUUUAAGAAAUUCAAUAUUUGAAUGAUUUUACUGUAUUUCUUAUUCAUAGAAUAUAGAUGCAGGAAUUUAAGUCAUUUAAAAACUUUUAAUUGUCAUCAGGGCUGAAUAUUAUAAAAGACAGCAUAAAUUGUAUAUAAAUCAUGAUUAACGAACAUUAAUCAUUUUUUUUUCUGUUUGUUGUAAUCGUUUAUUAAGAUUAUGAGAAAAUGCACUUUCUACAAUUUUGUUAAUUGUAAACAGAAAUCUUUUUUCAAGGUGAAGGUAUGCAUAAAAUCAUGUACUUUAAAGCAUUCGCUUUGAACGUUUACCAAAAAAGUUUUUGCAUGUAUUUUAUUUAUAAUGAUUGAAAAGUAUUAGUUUAAUUAAAUUAAUACCUCAUUCAAUCAUACUCCAAAGAUGUAACUUUGGUUUUUCAAAACAUUUUAUCACAAAUGAAGGGCUUGAAGUCAGGCACAAAAAUUAAGUAAUGAAUAGGUCUCUAUAUAAUUUAUUGUGUUUGAAAUGUAAUAAAAAUGAUAUCAACCUUCACAGAUAUUCAGAAUUUUUAUUCUUAUUCAGUAAAAAUAUGAACUGUGAUUCCUAAAAUAUUAAGGCGAAUCAGAAGUAGUACAGGAAAAAA